AUGGUCGACGACGACAAACCCAAAAUCUCAAACGACAACAAGCUAAGGGUCAGCAAGAAUGUAACAGUUGUCGCAAAGCUCAACGGAUCAAACUAUUCGAUAUGGGCACGGCUAAUGAAGAUCCAGAUUGGGAGUAGAAGGGUACUCCGCCACAUCAACGGCAAUCCGCCACCACCCGAACCAGGGGCGGCAGACUACACGGAGUGGGAGGAGACCGAUCUAAUCGUCUUCUCGUGGAUCCUAGACAACAUCGAGACCGGCAUCGUCAUCGAUUUUGCUCAUCACCAAACGGCAGAGGCGUUGUGGAAAAGCCUAGCCGUAACGUUCGAAAGCACAUCCGACCCAUUCUUACUCUUCGACCUGGAGGAAAAGGCAGAGAAUGUCAAGCAAGGAGAACAAACCUUGGAGACUUAUUGGUGA
Messenger RNA from Salvia splendens (bonfire salvia), 420 nucleotides. RefSeq lists its product as uncharacterized. The transcript has a single exon. NCBI's taxonomy places the organism in Eukaryota, Viridiplantae, Streptophyta, Magnoliopsida, Lamiales, Lamiaceae. Bases 1 to 420 code for a protein of 139 amino acids. The record is from RefSeq and is a predicted model, not a curated record.